AUGAAGUUGGAUGGAAUCGACGUCAGUCAUAGAACAGAUUUGGCGAACUUGUCAGGAGCCAAGUUUCACAGAACAGGGAGAAGAUGGCGAAUAACAACAGAGUAUAUUCUGGGCCAUGGGAAGUCUGUCAGCACCAAAAAGAUUCCGAAUUUGAAUCACAUCUACCCGUUCAACAACAUAGAUUUCACAGCACACAGCGAAGAGGCCGAUCAAGUCAAACGGCGAGAAUUUGCUCGUGGUUGUGUGGUGCAGAAUCGCAGGAAUUGGGAUUAUAAAAUGCAGUCUGACGCGGCACUGGACAUGGUAGGAGAAUCUGUCGUUAGCGUCGACGAAAAGCGCAACUUGAUUCCAGAGAGCCAAUGCAUUGUCCGAGCUGUCAGACAAGAAAAAAGUGCUCGAGCCUGGUUUUCCAUGGAACGGUGUCGGAAUUCGUCUUUCCGAAACAGACAGAGGUCUGAGAUCCAUCUUCAUCGACAAAUGCCAGAGAUCUUUAAGAGGUUUACCGGUGAUCCUGAUCUGAUCAUAUCCGACUGCUGGGUGAAUUCCGGUAUGACGAGUCAGGAUGGUUGCUUGUUGCACAAGCAGGAAGAAACGAUCAAACAAGGCACGAGUAUUGCGAUUUGAGAUGUACAGCGGCAGUGCCUUUUUCGUCCCUCGCAUGUUCGGCUUUGAUGCACGCGAAGCUCGGGACGAAUAAUUGAGCACACAGCGGUGUUUCCUUCUGACCUGGAUUUUCUAUGACCUGGGUGGAGAAAGUCUAUGAACUUUUCAUAGAACCUAGUCAAUGUGUGGGAAAGCGAGUUACGUAAGUUUUCUAUCAGGUGUGGCUCCAUAGCUGCUUCGGGCCCAUCUGCUCGUUCGAAUACCUUCUGUCCGAAAUAGUGUCCGUGUUCUUCUUCUCACCUGAAAGGUUACAAGAGCUCUCCCUUGAGAACAAAGUUUUCAAUACAGACGGGAAAGUGUAAGCCACAAGAUUGAGG
Molecule: messenger RNA, 980 nt
Organism: Marchantia polymorpha subsp. ruderalis
Lineage: Eukaryota; Viridiplantae; Streptophyta; Marchantiopsida; Marchantiales; Marchantiaceae
Source: the annotation of a GenBank genome assembly